Molecule: messenger RNA, 1420 nt
Organism: Pundamilia nyererei
Lineage: Eukaryota; Metazoa; Chordata; Actinopteri; Cichliformes; Cichlidae
Gene: cunh21orf91
Product: chromosome unknown C21orf91 homolog
Exons: 5
Coding region: 153-1004 (283 amino acids)
Source: RefSeq, a predicted model, not a curated record
GCGGUUUAGAGGUUCCUGUAGCUUCUCUGGAUUUGCCGUGACGCGCAGCCUCGUCCUGUGUUUGGGUGCUUUACUCGGGUAUAGGAGAACCGUGGAGUACACAUAAACUAGGACUAGCUGUCCGGAGCGGAUCUUGAAGAUCAAGGCACACUAUGGAUGAAGAGGAACAGUUUGUUAACAUUGAUCUGAAUGAUGACAAUAUCUGCAGCGUCUGUAAGCUAGAGACAGAAACGGGGACCAUGUCUUUCUGCCACGUCUGCUUUGAACUCAGCAUUGAAGGUGUCUCCUCUGCUACCUUGUUGCACUCCAAGUCCCUGCGAGGCCACAGAGACUGCUUUGAGAAAUGUCAUCUCAUCGCCAACCAGAAGCUGUCACGAUCCAAGGUCUCCCGGAGUGCCUACGAGGGCAUGAAGCUGGCCCUCAGCCAGAAACUGAACCGCAUCAUUCAGUACGCCCAGAACAAAGACUCUGUCUCCUCCAGUGGCCCGAACAGACGGGGGGCUAAGCUUCUGUGUUACGGCCAGCAAAAUGACCGCAAGCUGCUCCCCCAGUCAGACGCCCAGGUGCCCCGCUACACGCCCUGCUGGGACACGGGCAAAUCAACAGGGCCGGCUGACUACACGAUGGGUAUGCUGGAGCGCCACACAGCCGAGGAGCUAGGACUGCUGCAGGAGUCGCAUUCUGACGUUUGGUCCAACGACAGCAGGAGAGGUCUUCACAGCCGGAAGCCAUCAGGAGGACAGCAGCACCAGGGUCACAGCAGAGAAGAGUUGACUGAAAUGAGUGUGGAUGAGCUCCAUCAGCUAAAUGCCCAGCUACUCCUGCAGAUUCAGAAGGUCUUUGAGGAGUUGACAGUUGCCGUGCAGGAGAAAGACUCGCUGGCAUCUGAGCUGCACGUGCGUCACAUUGCCAUCGAACAGCUCUUUAAAAAUUGCGCCAAGCUGCCCUGGCUGCACAUUAGCAGGGCCGGGGUCAAGGCCAGCAGCAGCAGCACUGUGGAGUGAGGUGCUGGGAGGUGGCUUUUGAUUGGCUGCUGGGAGGAAACAGACGAACACUUCAGACUGCAGAAUGCAGAACGUGUAACCUGGAGGACACUAGAGCAACGUUAAGGGCUGGACUGACGUGGUGUUUGUUUUCAUGGUUGGAGUGAUGAUGCCAGGUUUAAAGAUGGUUUUCUGCUCUGAAUUGCAGCCGAACCGAGUUCACAUGAGAUGUUAGCAGCAGGUAAAAGGCAGCACAGAGGUUCCUGGGACUGGAUGAGGCUGUUUUUAAUGGACAAGAUCACGUUUUUAAUUUCAAAUAUGUUAUUAUUGUCAAAGACUAAAAAACGGUUUUAAAAAUGUUCCAAACACAUUUGUUAUCAUCGUACUUUUGUUUUAGUUUUCUGACACAUUUCAGUUUUACAGUGGAUUUUCCUUUC